Molecule: messenger RNA, 1904 nt
Organism: Nomia melanderi (Alkali bee)
Lineage: Eukaryota; Metazoa; Arthropoda; Insecta; Hymenoptera; Halictidae
Gene: Ass
Product: argininosuccinate synthase
Biological process (GO): L-arginine biosynthetic process; urea cycle
Cellular component (GO): cytoplasm
Molecular function (GO): argininosuccinate synthase activity; ATP binding
Source: RefSeq, a predicted model, not a curated record
GUUAUCAUUUAUCAGGGUUCAAGAGACAAGGUAUGUCUAUAUAAUAAAAUUCCAACUUUUCGUUUAAAAGUUAACGCUGUCAUUUUUAAUCACGAUCAUCUGACGUCUUUAUAAUAUGUCAAAGCUGGGAAAAAAAAUAAUUUUAGCUUAUAGUGGUGGUUUAGAUACAUCAUGUAUACUAUUGUGGUUAAAAGAAGAAGGAUAUCAAGUUAUCGCAUACGUGGCAAACAUAGGACAAGAGGAGGAUUUCAAUGCUGUUAGGGAAAAAGCAUUAAAGAUCGGUGCUAUAAAGGUCGUGAUAGAGGAUCUCAAAGAGGUUUUCUUAUCUUCCUUCGCAUGGCCAACUGUUGCGUGUGGUUUGAUCUACGAGAACAGAUAUCUCUUAGGAACAUCGAUCGCUCGGCCAUGCAUUAGCGAAGGUCUAAUUAAGAUCGCAAAAACUGAAGGUGCUUCUUUAAUAGCUCACGGUGCGACUGGUAAAGGCAACGAUCAAGUGCGUUUCGAGUUGAGUUGCUACAGCCUCUGCCCUGAGAUCCAGAUAGUUUCACCAUGGAGAGAAAAGAAGUUUUACACGAGAUUCGCAGGACGGGCGGAUUUGUUACAAUACGCUCAAGAAAAUGGCAUUCCUGUUUCAGCGACACCGAAAGAACCAUGGAGUACCGAUGAAAAUUUAUUACAUGUUAGUUAUGAAUCUGGAAUUUUAGAAAAUCCUGCCACGUCAGCUCCCAAAGGAUUAUACAAAAUGACGACUGAUCCACUGAAUUCUCCUGCAGAACCGGCGGAAAUUGAAAUUGGUUUUAAACAAGGAUAUCCAUUGUUCGUGAAAGAUUUAAAAAGCCAAAAAAUGUAUACUACUCCUGUGGAAUUACUUCAGUAUCUGAAUAAAAUUGGUGGUCUAUAUGGAAUAGGACGUAUAGACAUCGUUGAAAAUCGUUUCAUUGGUUUGAAAUCCAGGGGAAUUUACGAAUCACCCGGCGCUAAAAUUCUCUACGAAGCUCACCAGGACUUGGAAAUAUUCCUGUUAGACCGUGAAGUGUUAAGAGUGAAAUCUUAUUUGGCCACCAAGAUGUCUGAUUACGUUUACAACGGCUUGUGGUUCUCUCCGGAAUGUGACUUCGUGCGAAAUAGUAUACUGUACUCUCAAAAAUACGUUAAUGGAACGGUUCGAUUAGGAUUGUAUAAAGGGAAUGUGUCUAUACUCGGUCGACAUAGCGAAGUCUUGUUGUAUAAUAAAACGUUGGUUUCAAUGGACGCACAAGGCGGUUUUGAACCUGAGGAUGCCGGUGGUUUUAUACGGACGCAAGCACACCGGUUGAAAGAAUUUUAUCGUUUUAAAAAUCAGUGUGACUUUUAAGAAGACACUAUGACACACGAUACUGUAGAUCGAAGCCUAUAUAAUGUUCUGUAAAUGUAAUAUCAUUAUGGACAAAAUAAAGGACUUCGAGUAAGAUGAAACAUACCGAAAUGGAAUUAAUGCUUUGAAACUUUAUAUGUAAGUUUAAUAUAUUUCUGUUCGAUUUAAUUUAAUUCGGUGUUAUCCAUUUUUUUCGUGGAUUGGUCACAGGCAGGACGUGGUUUUAGUAUUAAAAAAACUACCAGCACACUUAUUUUCAAUUAGUUAUUAAUAAUUAAACCUUAGAAUAAUUAGUAUAUUCGUAGAUAUUAUAAUAACGUAUAAUAUGCAUUGAUUUCAUCUGCAAUAAUAGUAUACACAAUGAUCGUUCUUAUCGUUUCUAAUAGAUUCGCAACAUAAGAGAAAACGUCAAAUAUGAGACAAUAAUGUUUUAGUUAAUAUCUCUUCUAUCAAUGACUAUGUAACGCUUUCACUCUACUCCACAUUUUCUCUAUCUAUCUCUCAUUCAUUCAUUCACUCUCUUUCGCUCUCUCUCUCUCUCUCUCCCUCU